GGCGUGUGUUUUCGCUUUUCGAAUGUCGUCAAAUUAACCACUUAAUCGUAGGAUUUCAUAGUAAUAAAUCGUUUCAAGUAAAUCUUUAGUGUUAAUACGGCUUUUAAGUGUUGAAAAUGUCGAAAAAUGUGCUUGUUAUUGGCAGCGGCGGCCGAGAACACGCCAUUGCUUGGAAAAUCUCGCAAAGCAGUCAAGUGAAGAAAAUUUUCGCGGCACCCGGCAGUUUUGCCAUUCAACAGGUGCACAAGGCGGAAAAUGUCCAGUUGGACAUCAAGAAUUUUAAGGAGGUAGCGAAUUUCUGCAAAUCCCAAAACGUCUCCUUGGUGAUAAUAGGUCCAGAAGACCCUCUGGCAAACGGUAUCGCAGACGUGUUAACCUCGGAAGGCAUUCCCACCUUUGGACCUCAAAAAAAUGCCGCUCAAAUCGAGUCGAACAAAAAUUGGGCCAAGGCAUUUUUCGAUAGGCACCGAAUCCCCACAGCUAGGUGGAAAUCCUUCGAAAACGCCAAGGAAGCAAAGGAUUUCAUCAACAACGCUCCCUGGGAUGCCCUUGUAGUCAAAGCGAGCGGUUUGGCAGCUGGUAAGGGCGUUGUGGUAGCUGCAAGCAAAAAAGAAGCUUGCGAUGGCGUCGACGAAAUUUUGACCGGGAAAAAGUUUGGGUCAGCCGGAGAAACCGUGGUGAUUGAGGAGUUGCUGAAAGGCGAGGAAGUAUCGGUUUUGGCGUUCUGCGACGGCAACACCGUAAAGGCGAUGUUGCCGGCUCAGGAUCACAAGAGGAUUUUCGAUGGUGAUCAGGGUCCCAAUACUGGGGGGAUGGGGGCUUACUGUCCGUGCCCACUGUUGAAUGAUGAGGGUUUGAAGUUCGUGGAGAAGGAAAUAUUGCAGAGGACUUUGGAUGGGUUCAACAAGGAAGGCAUCAAGUUUGUUGGAGUGUUAUAUGCGGGACUUAUGCUGACAAAAGAAGGCCCUAAAGUGUUGGAGUAUAACGCUAGAUUCGGGGAUCCAGAAACAGAAGUUAUUCUUCCUUUAUUGAGGUCGGAUUUGUACACCAUCAUGUCGUCUUGCUGUAAUGGGACUUUGAAGAAUCAAGAACUUCAGUGGAUGGAAAAUACCAACGCUGUGGGUGUCGUGAUGGCUUCCAGGGGGUACCCAGAAACGUCCAGCAAGGGUCAGGUUAUUACCGGUAUUGAUACUGUGAGCCACAGGCCUAACCACGUCGUUUUCCACUGUGGGACAGCCAUGAAAGGCGAGCAUUUGGUCACCAAUGGUGGAAGAGUGUUGAUAGCCGUCAAUUUGGCGCCGCAGCUGGCCCUAGCUGCAGCCAACGCUACUUUAGCUUGCCAAACUAUCAAGUUUGAUGGUUCUCAGCACAGAAACGAUAUUGCUCAUAAAGGGAUAGCAAGUGCCAUUCUAAAAUCCGGUAAGCUCACUUACAAGCAAAGCGGGGUCGAUAUUACCGCCGGUAACGACCUGGUAAGCCACAUAAAACCGUGCGCCAAGUCCACGAACAGACCCGGCGUGAUGGGCGGUUUGGGGGGGUUCGGGGGUCUCUUUGACCCCAAAGCGGCGGGCUACAAGGACCCCCUGCUGGUAUCGGGAACCGAUGGUGUCGGGACCAAGUUGAAGAUUGCCCAAGAGAUGGGUAUGCAUGACACGAUCGGUAUCGAUUUGGUGGCGAUGUGCGUCAAUGACGUAUUAGCUCACGGUGCGGAACCUUUAUUUUUCCUCGAUUACUUUGCUUGCGGAGCAUUGGAUGUUAAAGUCGCAAAGGAAGUUGUAACAGGAGUCGCUGAAGGUUGCAGACAGGCUGGAUGCUCACUUGUAGGUGGCGAAACUGCGGAAAUGCCCGAUAUGUACCCACCAGGCGACUACGAUGUUGCCGGUUUUUCUGUAGGAGCAGUUGAAAGGGAGCAAUUGAUGCCUCACAUUGAAAAGAUACGACCUGGCGACGUUAUAAUCGCUUUACCAUCGAGCGGGGUGCAUAGCAACGGUUUCAGUCUCGUCAGGAGGGUAAUGAAACUUUCCGGCCUCACCUACAGAGAUGUAGCGCCUUUCAGUAAAUCAGGAAGGAUGAUUGGGGAGGAGUUGCUCACCCCUACCAAGAUCUACGUUAAAGCCGUCAUACCGGCGGUUAAAACCGGUAAGGUGAAGGCGUUCGCGCACAUCACGGGCGGCGGUUUGCUGGAGAACAUACCCAGGGUGCUGCCGGACAGUUUGGCCGUCGAUAUAGACGCCACCAAGUGGCCGAUCCCCGAAGUUUUCUCGUGGCUGGCGACUGCAGGCGGGGUAAACCAAACGGAGAUGCUCAGAACCUUCAACUGCGGUCUAGGAGGCAUUCUAGUCCUUCAAAAGGAACACCAAGACGAAAUUAUGAAGCUUGUGGCACCCCAUGGCGGUUCAGUUAUAGGCAGCAUAGUCAAAAACAACGGCGAACAAGUCAUCGUAAGGAACUUCACUGAAGUUAUGGAGGUUUCCAUGCGAAAGUACGUCCCACAUGUAGUGUCUAAGUGCGCUGUGGCGAAAAAAAGAGUGGGGGUGUUGAUUUCCGGCAGUGGUACCAACCUGCAAGCCCUGAUAGACGCCACCCUGGACCCGUUAAGCCAAAUGGGUUGCGAAAUAGUUUUGGUCCUGUCGAACAAACCAAACGUGCAAGGUUUGGAGCGAGCCGAACGCGUUAAUAUACCAACAAAGGUCCUAAGUCAUAAAGACUACAGCAGCAGAGAAGACUUCGACAAAGCUAUGCAUAACGAGCUCGUGGCUGCGGGUGUGGAUAUCGUUUGUUUGGCAGGUUUUAUGCGGAUUUUAAGCGGGGAGUUCACUAGGAAAUGGAAGGGGAAGUUGAUAAACGUUCACCCAGCGCUUCUCCCGCUUUUCAAGGGCACGCAUGCGCAGAAGCAAGCUCUCGAAGCUGGCGUGAGAGUCAGCGGAUGUAGCGUACAUUUUGUUGAGGAGGAUGUAGAUGCGGGGGCCAUAAUUACCCAAGAAACGGUCCCAAUUGAAGUAAACGAUACGGAAGAUAUUUUAAUAGAGAGGAUCAAAACAGCGGAACACAAAGCUUUCCCAAGAGCCUUAAAACUACUGGCUACAGAAAAAGUGAAACUCGGCGACAACAACAAAAUAAUUUGGUCUUAAAUGUAUAUAUUAUUCCAAUGAAUAUGAAUUGUGUUUUUGUUUUUUUUUAUUACAUUAUACUACGUAUCAGGAAAUUUGAAUAUUCAAAUGUGUUAAAGCUGUACAACAGGUUCUGCAUUUGUUGAUAUAAAUAAAUAAAUUUUUAAUCCGACA
This is a messenger RNA of Brassicogethes aeneus, 3284 nucleotides long. Lineage: Eukaryota; Metazoa; Arthropoda; Insecta; Coleoptera; Nitidulidae. The record is from the annotation of a GenBank genome assembly.